AUGGCGGACACCGAUGCUCAGCAAUGGAACGGCGACGCUGCCCGUGACGCUGCUCGCGAAACCGACAAUGCUGCCUGGAACGGCGGCCGCAGCCCCUCGCCGAGAGGCGCUGCUACCCCUCCCCGCCGCGAGCGCGAGCGAUCUCGCUCGCCUGUGCGCGCCGGGGACGAGGAUCGCGGACGCGCUGACCGCGGCAACGGCGACAACAACCCCGGUAACAAUCUCCACGUCUCUGGCCUGAGCAACCGCGCUACCGAACGCGAACUUGAAGAGGCGUUUGGCAAGUAUGGAGCUAUCCAGAAAGCACAGGUAAUGUACGAUCCUCAUAGCCGCGAGCCAAGAGGGUUCGCGUUUGUCACGUUUGAGAAGGCUGAGGAUGCCGAGGCUGCCAUCACUGCUAUGAAUGGAGCCGACUUCCUUGGUCGCAAGAUCCACGUGGAAAAAGCUCGUCGCGGACGCGCACGUACUCCCACUCCAGGCCGCUACUUUGGGCCGCCCAAGAAGGGUCGUGAUGGUCCACCUGGACAUUUUGGGGGGGGUGGAGGCGGAUACGGUCGUGGCGCUCCGCGUGGCGGGUACGCUGAUGACCGAUACGGUGGGAUGCCUCCUCGUGGGUACGCGCCCGCCUACGCACCGCGCGAUCCGUAUGAUCGAUAUGGUCCGCCUGCUGGUGGUCGACCUUUCUCUCCUCCUCCGAUGCGUGGAGACCCCUACGAUCGAUACGCGCGCGGUCCACCUCCUCCGCGUGACUAUGCGGCACGCGAGCGCGACUAUCUUGGUCCACCGCCCCGUGGUGGUCCCGGAAUGGACUACGCACCUCGCGACUUUGCUCCUCGUGGCGCUCCUGACUACGCGCCUCCUCGUGGAUACCGCGACAUGUCGCCUCCGCCUCCUCGUGGCGCAAGGUACGACGAUCUCCCGCCUCCCCCGCCGCGUCCAGCAGGGCCCGGCGCAAGGUACGAUGCCCCCCCGCGCCCCCGCUACGACGAUGCUGGCCCCCCAGUACGUCGCUACUAG
Mycosarcoma maydis (corn smut) is the source of this 1017-nucleotide messenger RNA. RefSeq lists its product as uncharacterized. The record is from RefSeq and is a predicted model, not a curated record. Lineage: Eukaryota; Fungi; Basidiomycota; Ustilaginomycetes; Ustilaginales. Gene Ontology annotation, cellular component: spliceosomal complex. Gene Ontology annotation, biological process: positive regulation of mRNA splicing, via spliceosome. The coding region runs from base 1 to 1017 and encodes 338 amino acids. The transcript has 4 exons. Gene Ontology annotation, molecular function: RNA binding.